Xyrichtys novacula (pearly razorfish) is the source of this 9133-nucleotide messenger RNA. The record is from the annotation of a GenBank genome assembly. NCBI's taxonomy places the organism in Eukaryota, Metazoa, Chordata, Actinopteri, Labriformes, Labridae.
UUUGGUCCAGUGCCACAGAAUAUGUGAACCUCCGCCGUCCCUCAGAAUCAGCCCUUCAACCGACAACAUGGCGAGCGUCCGUGCCGCGUCCCGUCUCCUCUCCAAGAGGGUCCUAUCCAAAACCAAAGCUGUAAGAAGUUAAAUUCGAUCUUAACUCAUCUUUAAUCCUUAACUUAGCUUAAUUAACUCUGAGUCAUUACGCUGUUUAAACGCUGAAAGGAAAAAUUCCUGUUUUUUUCAGCUUUCGUAACGGCCAGUUAUGACUUGCGUAACCUGUGUUAUGUAGCUUCUGUGUUUCAAUGUGACACUGAGGAGAAAGUAUAUUUUCCGGCUCUUACAUUUUGUUAUGUGCAGCCACAACACUACUAUGUAUUUCCUAAAAUUCUCAUAAAUGUAUGUUUUGAGAUAGAGGUGAGUUAAACUGGGGUGAAUUGAAGUGUUAACAGUUAUCCCAUAUGCCCUUGUGUAAACCAGUGUUCUGUUAAAGCAUAAUUCGUAUUCUGCAAAAGCAACUGUUGGAGCAAAGACAGACUCAAUAUGUGAUUCUAAACGUUUAGAAAGCACAGACUAAGUUAUUAAAUCUGCACAGGUUUGAAUACUUGUAGUUGUGUAGUGUUAAUGAAGAAUUACUUACACUAUUAACAAUAAAGUUGCUGUCAUUAUCCUGAAUAUAACAGCAGUGUCGUAGUCUUUAUAGCCCAAUCGGUUUGUGUUUGUCAGAAGGUAGUCUUUUGGUGUGCUGUUACCUAUGUUAUAAAUACAUUAUUUACAUUUAUAAAAUAUGUUAUUUCUUCUUCUUAGGUCCCUGCAGCUGCAGUUCAGGGCUCCAGGAACUUUCACUUCUCCAUCUAUGGCAAGAAGAAAAGUGCAAGUGUAUCAACUGAGGUAAGUCAUGCUUUUUUGAGAUCAGCAUUUAGUCGGGUCAUUACUUGAUUUCAUACAGAUGUAUUCACAAACAGGGAAAGUGUGAUUCUAUCCAUGUUUCAUGAUGUAGAGUAGAAUAUUGUUUGCAAACUGUUCUUUGAUAUUGUAAAUUUUAAAGUAACUUUCCCCUUUCUUCGGUGUAGAUGUCCACACAGUAUCCGGUUGUAGAUCAUGAGUUUGAUGCUGUUGUGGUCGGAGCUGGAGGAGCAGGACUUAGGGCGGCUUUUGGCUUGUCGGAGGCUGGCUUCAACACGGCAUGCAUCACGAAGCUCUUCCCCACCAGGUCUCACACAGUUGCUGCUCAGGUAAAACAACACAUUAUUUACAUCUUCUUUUAAGAGUAUUUUGUCCCUCAGAAUCUCAUCUGCCUGAAAUCUGUCUGCAUUCAUAAGAAUAGGAUUGAACAAACUCAACAAAUUGUGAUAGUAAUCCAAACUGACUCUGUACAAAAUGAAAAAUACAUGAAUGCUCUCUUAUACAUCCAGUGAAUGUAUUGACUGUGCACACAGGGUGGAAUAAAUGCAGCUCUGGGGAACAUGGAGGAAGAUGACUGGAGGUGGCAUUUCUAUGACACAGUGAAAGGAUCUGAUUGGCUAGGAGACCAGGAUGCCAUCCACUACAUGACAGAGCAGGCUCCUGCAGCCGUCGUGGAGGUAAGGUCUCUCAAACUCUCUAAUACAAAGACCAACAUGAACUCAUGCACAUCAGGGAUUAUACUGAUAAAAAAAUUAGUGUAUUUUCACACCACACAUGGAUAUUAUGUUUGUUUUUUUUAUUAAAAGUUACAACAGUUUUGGGUGAUGCAGUGUCAUAAAGCUCUGAAUGUCUCUUUUUGUUUGAGAAAAAGGAUUUAAAGUUUAUAAUCUUCAAAAACACGGUGCCACCUGCUGGCUAGUUAAAUUCAUUGCAUGACUGGGACUAAGGCAAUGCCAUCCCUUAUUGAUAAUAGUAGUUUUUGUCUCAUAUGUGAGCAAUGAAAUAUAAUACUCUGUGAGCUAUUAUCAAAGCUUUUGUUCUAAAGACCUGCUCUAAAUCUGCCUCGUUAGUGUUACGAUUUUAGCAGCCAAACCAUAAAGUGUUGGCUAAAAAUUUAUAUAUCAAAUAUUUUUGCCGACAUGUUGAUUGUCUUGAUGUUUCUCUAGACUUUCUUUUUUAAACUAUUUAAAUAUUUUUAUCCUUUGAAUGUCACAGUGUCACUUUAAUAUCGAAUGAUGUUCCCAUAAAUAAUAUGACUGCUCUUAUAGCAUAGUAUCUGAUCAAACAGAAAGGUUUCAGUGUCUGUGGCCUCAGAUUUUAAAGUGCAUCACCAGUUUUUUUGUCAUUUUCUUCAUUCACCCUUCAAAGCUCUGCUCACUCUACCAUCAAGCUUAACCAACAUUUUAACUGAUCAAACGGCUUUCCAUAAACCACCAGAUAUUUUUGAAGCUUCAGAAAUAACAUGUAUUAUGUUACAAAAGCACCAGUACAAUUAAUCUGUACAGCUUGAGCCACAAGAAUAAAAUAGGCGCUAGUAUGUCAGUAUUGUGAACAAAUACUUGAACAAUUUUAUUUCUGUAAAUUAAGACACCCCCAGAACCAUAAAAGACUGCUCAAUGUUUAUUUGCAGAUUACAUGAUAACAGUUCUAGUGCUUUAGGUUUGUGUGAAACCUUUAUGUCCUUAAAUGAAUGUUAGUUUCGGUGCUAGUCCUAUAUUGCUUUUACUCUUGAUUUAUUUUUUUUGUUUGUGUCAAAUUUUCUUCUGUGACUACAACACUGUAAGGAUUUUUACUACACACAUGUUUGACACACGUCUCGUCUUUCUGGCCUUUUUCCAGCUGGAGAACUUUGGUAUGCCUUUCAGCCGUACUGAAGAUGGCAAGAUCUACCAGAGAGCAUUUGGAGGUCAGAGUUUGAAGUAUGGAAAAGGAGGCCAGGCUCACCGCUGCUGCUGUGUAGCAGACAGGACCGGACACUCACUGCUGCACACACUUUAUGGAAGGGUAGGUUUAAAAGUGUUUCUACCUUCUAUACCUGCAGCUGUUCAUACAUCGAGAAACUAGUAAGAUGAACUGAAUCCACAGCUCACACAGUGUGUGAUGUGCCCUUCUGUCCUCUGUUUAGUCCCUUCGUUAUGACACCAGUUAUUUUGUGGAGUACUUUGCCCUGGACCUCCUCAUGGAGAAUGGAGAGUGUAAAGGAGUGAUAGCUCUCUGCAUGGAGGAUGGAUCUAUUCACCGUUUUAGAGCCCAAAAUACUGUCAUCGCCACCGGGUAGGCCUCUUCUUCUGUGUCUGUAAUAUCAUAGCAAACAACACUUAAUCAUCAUCUCUAACAACCACAGUGUUAGAGCUGAGAGGAGGCAGUGACAUUCCCUCUGCUCUGCAUGUGCAACAUUUAUCAUGCUCUAACGUGGCUGGUUAAAGAUAUUCCAUUUAAAAGCGUUGAACUUUUCCUUCCAGGGGUUAUGGGAGAGCCUAUUUCAGCUGCACAUCUGCCCACACCAGCACAGGAGAUGGGAAUGCAAUGGUGACCAGAGCUGGCCUGCCCUGUCAGGAUUUGGAGUUUGUGCAGUUUCAUCCCACUGGUGAGGAAAAGACACACUAACUGACUCACUAAAUCAAAACGAGACAUUAGAUCUACACCACAGAGUUGAUGCAUAAUCCUGUUUUGAAAGACAAAAUCUUGAUUAGAUUGGAGGAGAACUCAUACACCAUUACUGCCAGUUCAGAGCCUUUAUUUGAUUUGAUCAAAUGCAGGAUAAACGAUGUGUGUUUGUUUUUCAUGCUCAGUCUUUUCUUCUUCAGAGCAUCUGGAAAUUAUUUACAGCACUACGCUUUCUUUUCACAUUUUCUCGUGUUACAGUCUCAUUACAAAAUGGAUUAAAUUUAUUUUUUACCUCAAAAUUCGACACAGAAUUAACCAUAAUGACAGAGUGAAAAAGUUUGUUUGAAGCUUUUGUAAAAGAAAUAAAAACAAGAAACAAAAAUAUAGCAUGUACAUACAGUAAGUAUUCACAGUGGAAGGACCUCCCCAAAACUCUUCAUCUGUCCUUAAAUAUCUGGAUCUGCAGUGAUGUUUUUUUAAGAGUUUUCAAGGCCCUUUUUCUACAUCAUGCCCUGAUAAUGGGCCUCACUUCAAGAGACUGAGCGGUCAUCUUUAUUUUUGUUCCUCCUGGACAUUUGACUCCUGACUUCUUAGUUAUGCUGGAAGUAUUCAUGUCAUGUGGCCUGUUGGGGGGGUCACAGAAGCUUAAUGUUUCUCACCCCUGUGCACUGUAUAUGAUGGAACAAUACUGCGAGCUGUAGGAGUGAAUCGUCACAUAUGUUAAGCAGACAUUUCUGUAGUUUUAAAAUGGAAGUUUGCUGCUAUAAUACUGUAUAAAUCGUCAGAAUAAUUAGAGUUUAAUUUAUUCAUUGCAAGACAGCUGUACUAGUUCAUGAAGAGAACAGGGACCUGAAGGGGCCCAAGAUGUAACUUCGGAAACUGUGAAACCUGCCAGUCAGCUACAGGAUUCAAAAAUAACCAUCUCAGUGUUUUUCAGCAAGUUCUUAAAACAAAAGAAAACUUUUUGACUUUAAAAAUAAAUGACUUUUUUUGUUGCUGUUAAAAGCUCACCAAAAAAAAACAGACUUAAAAUUAACUAUUUGUUUAUCAGUUUUUUCAUUUACCUCAGCAACGAUCACACAAACUUCUGAGCUUCUCCUAAUUUUCAUUAUUCACAGUCCUCCCCUAAACCUUAUAUCUGCAGAGUCAAGCCUCAGACUAAUUUGUCAAAAAGAAGAAAAGAGUUCCCAUCACAAAAACAAUAUGAAUAUGGAUAUGAAAGUGUGAAAUGAGGGUUUAUGCAUCAGUAGUAACUAAAUUUCUGUUUAUUUUUUCUUGUCAAUAAUUUGGAUGAUUAUUGGCAGUGAAACAACUUGAGAAAACAAACUGAGACUUCUUCCUGUGCGGUCCAUAAAACACACUCAAUGAGUUUUUUAUUGGUGCAGUAUUGUGGCUUAACAAUCGAGCUUUAAUGGUCAUAUAUUUCAAGUGUUGACAUUUGUCUUCACUGGUGGGCAGGCGGCUCAAAUUGUUCAAAGCUGGAAUCCUUUGAAGUGUUUUCUAUCACAAAGAUAUCGGCCAUAUCACAUCCUAUCGAUAACUGCUCUGUACUUGUUGUGUUCAUUUAGCAUUUGAUAAAAAAAAACAGUGUCAAAGGAGGCUCAGUUGUAGUUACCAUGGCAACCCUAAAGGAAUAAUCAACCAAGCAUUAUCACUGAGAAUGACUGAAAUCUCCAGGAUGAGGCCUCUUGUUUGUAGAACACAACACAUCUUUUUGGUGCACUAUUUUAAUGGAGUCCUUUUCAACUCAUGAUUUUGUUUUUUUCCCACAGGUAUCUACGGAGCUGGUUGUCUGAUCACAGAGGGCUGCCGUGGUGAGGGAGGAAUCCUGAUCAACAGUGAGGGAGAGCGUUUUAUGGAGCGCUAUGCACCAAAUGCCAAAGACCUGGCCUCCAGAGACGUGGUGUCUCGCUCCAUGACCAUCGAGAUCAGAGAGGGCAGGUAUGAAAAUAAAACAAUGUGUUGGAUCAAAAUUGAAUAACUCACAUACUUGUUAAGUUUGUUCCUGUCAUUCCUCACCUUUCUUCCCGUCUGUCUUCUUCCCCUUAGGGGUGUAGGCCCAGAGAAGGACCAUGUGUAUCUGCAGCUUCACCACCUGCCCCCCCAGCAGCUCGCUACAAGACUGCCAGGAAUCUCAGAGACCGCCAUGAUCUUUGCUGGAGUCGAUGUCACUAAAGAGCCAAUCCCUGUCCUGCCCACUGUCCAUUACAACAUGGGUGGAGUACCCACAAACUACAAGGGUCAGGUAGGUGACCUGGACACAGUCAGCCCUCAGUUCACUGUAAAUACAACCUUUUAUAAAUGACUCUAAACAAAUAACACACUUUCUCCAUCAGGUGAUCACUCAUACUAAUGGAGAGGACAAGGUUGUUCGUGGAUUGUACGCCUGUGGUGAGGCAGCCUGUGCCAGUGUGCACGGUGCUAACAGGCUGGGUGCGAACUCUCUGCUGGAUCUGGUGGUGUUUGGUAGAGCCUGCGCUCUCACCAUCGCAGAGGAACACAAACCAGGUGAGGUGCAGUAGAAACCCGAUCAUUUGGUCUUGCUCUUGGUAACAGUUAUUGCCGGGGAGCUCAUCUUACAAAUACAUGCUCAUAAUUCCUGUCAGGGGGUUGACACAAAUAUUUGAAUCCCUUAAAGGAGGUUUACUGUCUGAGAUCUCUGUAGCUUUACUCAUUGCCUGUUUGCUCCAGAGCUGAUUCGGGUGUUUGGUUUUCUUCUCAGGAGAGACUCUGUCCCCGCUUCAGCCCAGUGCUGGAGAGGAGUCUGUAGCCAACCUGGACAAGCUGCGGUUUGCUAAUGGAAGCCUGAGAACCUCUGAGAUCAGGCUCAACAUGCAGAAGGUUAGAUCCACAAACAUACCCAAAAAUAUCAGUUUUUUAUGCUGUACAUUUGUAAAAUAAAAAUAAAAAAUUAAACAAAAAUUAGAGAAAGGAAAGAAAAAAGGAGAUGGAAAUGUUUUUGAAUCUGUCCUUUUUUACCAACAUCACAAAAGUACAUGUUUUUUGUCACAUUACUUUUGGAACCAUGCUACAGCAUUGGAGCUUUUAAGGUCCUUUUAUCGUCUCCUGACCCUGCGUGUCACACACAGAAACUUCCAUCAAGCUCUAAUUCUGUGAAUGUGUGUUUUCUUCACAGACCAUGCAGGCUCAUGCCGCUGUGUUUAGAACCGGCUCUGUUCUGAAAGAGGGAUGCGACAAGAUGGACGCCAUUUACCAGACCAUGGAAGAGCUCAAGACUUUUGACAGAGGUACUGCACCUCUGUCUGUGUUUUAUGUAUGUGUUUAUAAACAGGUUUACCGUACAUCUCAGUAAUCCCCCCUGUUUUUACCCUGUUCAGGCAUUGUGUGGAACACAGAUCUGGUGGAGACACUGGAGCUGCAGAAUUUGAUGCUGAACGCCGUCCAGACUAUCCACUCAGCCGAGCAGAGGAAGGAGAGCAGGGGAGCCCACGCCAGAGAGGACUUCAAGGUCAGUUUUACUUCACCUGUCAACAUAAAUGCGUUUGUUGACGUUUCUUUUAGUGUGUUUACCCUCUGCCUCUUUCUGCAGUGCCAGUAAUAUAACUUUUCUCAUGGUAGUUUUUAUUCUCCUGAGAUCAAAUUUCUGCUGUUUACUAAAUUCUUCCUCUUUGUAACUUUCUCUCUCUUUUUUUUAAUCCAUCUAAUUUUAAUUUAUCUCACUCUGUACUGUGUUUCCUCCUCUGAGUGUGUUUUUUUUAAUAUGUUUCAGGACCGUGUGGAUGAGUACGACUACUCAAAGCCCCUGCAGGGUCAGGAGAAGAAGCCCUACGAUGAGCACUGGAGGAAGCACACCAUGUCCUUUGUUGACCCCAAGACUGGAAAGGUACAGUCCCCAGCUGUGUGUUUUGUAAUUCUUCAAGUUACAUCUCAGGCGUGUCUGGCAGCACAGUCAAUAAUACGAUUCUUUUCUGUUUUUGUGUCAAAUCACAGGUGACCCUGGAGUACCGGCCAGUUAUCGACAGCUCUCUUGACGAGCAGGACUGUGCCCAUGUCCCUCCAGCCAUCCGUUCCUACUAAAAAGACCUCCUCUAGUCCAAUUUCCCUCCUCUUUCCUCCUUUCUUGUCCUCCACUCUCCUCCCUCAUCCAGUUGUGUCAUUUAUUUACUAUUUAUGGAGCUACUCAUCCUAAAUUAGAGAUGACAUCUUGAGACGUAUAAUGCUCAUGAUUGCACAUUUGUAUCCAUUCAAAGUAGUUGAAUACAUGACGCUCUUGACUGUACCAUUCUGUCCCAGUGUUUCAUGUGUGUUUUGCCUUGUUUCGACCUGUUUGCAGCAGAUGAAUAUCAAAACACUUCUUGUUUCGUCUCGCUCUCCAUUAAACGGUUUUGUAUAUAUCAUAAUGCAGUCAAGACAAGUGAGCGAAUCCAGCUGAAGAACAUAUGUAGUGCAGUUAGCUUAUACCACCACACCUUAUGUCACCUGAUGACCACAGUCUCCUUGUCUUGCACGGCAUUGAACGUUUGUUGAAGAGCAGCUUCUCUGUUUUGGCUCUGGGAGGUGCAGAGGUUGAAAAAGAAAGGGAUUGAAACUUAUACGCACAUGUCGGUGAGGCACAGGGAGGUUAUAAGUAUGUAAAUAUUGCAGAAAUGUUAAAUAAAAGUGGCGAGUUAUACUUGUAUGUACUUCUUGAAUUAUGAGCAAGUGUUUGUUUUCUCACUCACUAUGGCCUUCACUCUUUGAUGGUUUUGACUUUUUGUGGUGCUUCAUGCGUGUAGUCUAAAAUACUCCAUUUAUCAUCAAUCACCAGUAGAUAAUCAGCUGAUAGAUGUAAUUGAGCUUAAACUAUCUAGCUUCAAUAGAACUGUUAACCAAAUGAAGCAGCUUGAUGCAUGUAUCUAUUAUCUAUUCUGUUCCUGUUAAGCAGAGUACUCAGACUAAUUCAUAAGUCAUUGGGGAAAAGGAUGCAUGGAUCAAACUGCUUUAUGAUAAGAUUAGCUCUGAAUGCUUGGCUGGAUCCAAUUAAGGGUGGGUCUCAGUAAAUAGAAGGUGAUUAUGAUGGCAGAGAGAAUGAGAAAUCAUAACAGACGGAAACCCAACCCAUUGUCAUGAACUCCACUCAAGAAGGAUGUAUGCAGUGUUGCCACUUGAAGAAUUAAACACAUGCCAGGCUUCUUGUACUGAAUCGUUGAAAGACUGACUUAAUUUAUUUGCCUGUUUUAAAAAAAAAAGUUGAUUUUCUUCUUUAAGGUUUGCCAUUUGUACUUUCUUAUGUUCAAUAAAGUGUAGACUAUGCAUAGAAGGAACUGUGUCUUUGUCUUUAUUUAACAGGCAAAGAGGAAAGCUGCAGGAAUUUUAGCUGCUAUAUUGUUAAAGUGAUUACUUCAUUUACAAAUACAUUGAUGUAAAUUUGAUUUCCUAUACCUGUUGAUGGUAUUACUCAAUAUGUACUUUAUCUACAUGGGUUUAAAUGAAAAAAAAAUGUCUAGUCUUAAGAGUAAAAAAAUGUAAAAAUGCAAAUGUUAAGCGUGUGUAAACUGGUUUCUUUGCUUGGUGUGUGCAAGUGUGUAGUUGAAGAAGUGUUUGUAUGUGUGUGUGUUAAUGUGUGUCUGUUCUAUCAUGAAGCUUCUUGGGUGAUCAUGUGCUUCUAAGGUCCCAGGGUCAAAGC